Messenger RNA from Phyllotreta striolata, 5293 nucleotides. NCBI's taxonomy places the organism in Eukaryota, Metazoa, Arthropoda, Insecta, Coleoptera, Chrysomelidae. The record is from the annotation of a GenBank genome assembly.
CUGUCAACUAAUUUGUGGAACGGCUGAUUAAUGACGUUAAAUAAAAGAAUUGUUCAUAAUUUUGUCAAAUAAUAAAAAUUGUAGGUGUUUUGUUGAAUUUACCAAUACUCGUUAGCCGGUAAUAAUGGUAAUAUGUGAUUUGUAAUCUUAUUAAACUAAACGCAAAUAAAUAAGCAAAUUGGAAACUUGUAAUUUUAUUGAUCGCAACAAAUAAGCAACUAAAAUGGAAGCGGCCCCGAAAUUACCAAUGAUUUCGUUUGAUUUGAAAACAUGCAUGGACAAUGUUCACUUUGGUCCCCAAUUGAAGAAGUAUAUUGCGGCAUUUUAUGGAGAAGAUCCAGAUUCUUAUAUCACUGAAAUAAACAAUCUGGAAUCAUUGAGAGCAGCCGCAGUGCGUCCUACUUCAGACUUUAACGGGGUACAAUUGCUUAAGAAAUAUUAUUGUCAAUUGCAUUUUCUAAAAUCAAGAUUUCCCAUGGAAGAAAAUCAGGACGCGUCAGUCCAAUUUUCUUGGAGGAAUAACCAGCUGGAUCUAAAUUACGCUUGUACAGAUAUUCGUUACGAAUUAAUGGUGAUUAUGUAUAAUAUUGGUGCCUUACAUUCCUAUUUAGGUGCGAGUGAUUCCCGAAGUAAUCCGGAUGGCAUGAAGAUGUCCUGUACUCAUUUCCAAUGCGCUGCUUGGGCAUUUCAGACUGUUAAAGAAAAAUACCACCAGUUCAUAAUGUUUGUUUCACUAGUGGAACUCGUUCAUUUUUUCCAACAGGUCUCGUUAGCUCAAGCACAAGAAUGUAUUCUGGAAAAGAGCAUGUUUGAUAACAGGAAACCCACAAUUAUUGCUAAAGUAGCAGUUCAAGUAUACAGCUAUUACAGGCAAUCUUUGAGUAUACUAGAAUCAGUUAACGAGGAUUACUUCAGAGACAAAAUUUAUAAAGAAUGGAUCAAAUUUCUGCAAUUCAAGAUAGCCUAUUACAAGUGCAUAUCACUACUUUUCCACGGCCAGCAAGCUGAGGAACAACAGAAAAUGGGAGAAAGAGUCGCCUAUUAUCAAGCGGCUUGCGAGCAACUAGAGGAAGCUAAAAAAUGUGCAUCUAAUUUAAAAAAUCAACACCAACAGCAAGAAGUUAACGAGGCUCUAGCUUUCACGACAGACGUUGUCGAGGGCAAAAGGAAAGCCGCUAAAAACGAGAAUGAAUUUAUCUACCACGAGUCAGUACCCGAUAAGGAUCAAUUAGUCGAAGUGAAAGGCGCUUCUCUAGUUAAAGGAAUUCCUUUUAGUAUUAACGAUGCAGAGGUUUCUGGUACAGAUAUUUUUUCAAGAUUGGUCCCGAUGGAAGCGCACGAGGCUGCUUCACUGUAUAGUGAGAAGAAGGCGCAAAUACUACGGCAAAUCGGCGAACUGAUUGAUUCGAAAGAUCAAUCACUUGCGGAAUUUAUGUCAUCCAUGCAAUUAGAUCUAUUAACAAAAAUGCAUCAAGCCACUGGCAUACCACAAGAUCUUAUCGAUAGAGCUGCGGCUUUGGCAGCUAAACCUAAUGCUGUACAAGAUCUAAUAAAUUCCAUGGGAAAACUGUCUAAUAUUUAUCAAGAUGUUGAGGCUAGUUUAAACGAAAUCGACGAAUUACUCAAAGGAGAAGAAGCAGCAGAGGCGAGUUAUCAAGAGAAAAUAGGAAAACGACCUCCUAGCAUACUUGCAACGGAUUUAACUAGGGAAGCCGCGAAAUAUCGAGAGGCUCACACGAAAGCGAAUGAUUCCAAUCAAACUUUACACAGAGCAAUGACCGCCCAUGUUGCUAACCUGAAGGUACUUCAGCGCCCAUUAAAGGAACUCCAGCAUAAUCUACCGUUUGUCGAAUUGCCAAAUCCCAAUAUUGACGAAAAAUCGCUAAAAGAUUUGGAAAGUCUGGUGGCCAAAGUAGAAGAAAUGCGCAAUCAAAGAGCUAUGCUUUGGGCACAACUCAGAGAAGCUGUACAUAAUGAUGAUAUCACAAGUUCUUUGGUAACUAAACAGCCUAACCAAUCUCUGGAGCAGUUAUUCCAACAGGAGCUGCAGAAACACCAACAAUUGAUCACUUUGAUUGAACAAAACACAGCUGCACAGGAAAACAUUAAGAAAGCUUUAGUCGAUUCUUACGCUCAAGCUGUGAACUCGAGGAGAUACAUCCAGGAUAUUUUGCAAAGAAGAUCAACGACAAUCUCAUCGUUAUUGGCAUCCAGCGAUUCUUACGAUGAUUUAUUAUCCAAAGCUAAUAAAGGAAUCGAGUUCUACACCAAACUCGAAACUAACGUUACCAAGUUAUUGCAAAGGAUUAAAAGUACUUGUAAAGUUCAACAAGAGGAGCGAGAUCAAGUGCUGGGAACAUCGGAAGUUCCCAAAGUUGAAGAUACCAGUACAACAGCAGCGACUGCAGCAGCAGCAGCAGCAGCAGCAUCAGCAACAGCAGCAGCUGCGCCCAAAUUAAAAGACUAUUUGGAAUCACGAAAAAGAAAUCCGGCGGUUAAUAAUUAUCCUGAUCCAAACAUUCAUUAUCCUCAGGUUGCUGGUAAUUAUGGAGUAAACGUUGAAUAUCCGCCGGGAGUUAGACCUACACCAGUUGGCUCGGACUACACAGAUUUACCUAAAAACAUCUCCAAAGAUCCCCAAAAUUAUGUUCCGUACAAUUACAACUAUUCGCAAGUCGGCAAUACUGCAACCCAAUACUCAGACGAAGAUAUUGUUAAAAAAAUGAAUUCGUUACUUACGGAUCAGAAAAAUGUACAACCGCAAAAUUAUUUGCAAUAUUCCUACAACAAUUACGUCCCCCAAAAUUACUCUACCAUAUAUCAAUCUACUCAAAAUUUCAAUUCGAGUAAUCAGGCAGAUAUGAAUUCGUCUAAAGCCUAUACAACAACUACGAAUUCUUAUGAAUCAUCGCAAACAUCCGUUACUGCUGGAUACGUUCAAUACCCAGACAGUCACGUUCAAAAUCCUGCAGCAUUAGGAGUUCCGGCCAAUUAUCAGUAUCAGAGUAUUCCCCCCCAAUCGAAUACUUCCACUGCUGAACACCACAAUGUCAACGUGUACUAUCCCCAGGGCUACGCCCCUAAUCAAUCGGCGUCAAAUAGCGCUAGCGAUCAUUACGUGGACGGGCAAGUAAAGUACCAUUCAGUGGAAUAUUCCAGUUCCGUCCAACCGAACAUUUCGAAUUACAAAUCCAAUAAUUUCUACUCUUCGCCUAUUCCAAACAUGGCCAGCACUAACUCUAUGGAUUCGAAUGGCAAGAUGGAAAACGCUAAUAAUUAUACCUAUCCUUCGACAUCUGUUAACUCGAACAGUAUUUCGAGCCUGCCGGAUAACAGCUACUUAUAUAAUCAAGUCAACUCGGUUUCUUCCACUCUUAAUUUCUAUCCAGCAAAUUCUUAUUCAAAUAUUAGUCAGGUAUAUCCAUCAUCAAGUGAUACUCAACAGUAUUUACAGGCGUCGCAGUUCAGUGCAACUCUUCAGAGUAACACAAACGCAACUUAUACAAGUUCUACAAGUCUACACGCUAAUCAAGGGCAGGCCUCUAUGUACUCUUCCAAUCACAGCAAUUAUGAUGCUAUGGGACAGCCUGUAUCUCCUUAUUAUCCUUCCACAUCGGUCGUUGGACAACCUACUUCUAGCUACAUGUCCAGUCAAUCGUACAAUCAAAUGUACACCGGAGUAAACGCGAAUUUACCAACUCAAACACAACAAGGAAAUAUGACCGUACAAGGCGAAUAUUCCGCCAAUUACGGUUAUCAAAAUUACUAUCCUACUGGUACUUACAACGCUCCUGCGUCCACUACUGCUACUGUGCAAAAUACCCAAACUCAACCGGCUAAGUCUUCGAACGUGGAUCUUCUGAGCGGUUUAGAUUUUAAUAUUGCACACGCUCCCCUGGUGCCUCAGCAAAACGUUGUUCCGCAAACUAAAGAAAGCGAGGCUCAGCCAUCCAAACAGGAGAGCGCUCAAACUAAGCCUCCCGAAGCAGCUAAUCCUGCCCCUGAGCAGAAAGUCCAAGUCAAACGUACGAGUUUCAACUUGCUACCGAGCAAGAGUCUGAACAACAAAGAUGUUAAAAAUCUGUUCAAUCAGGAGUGGGAUAAGUACGAGAAAUUCGUCGAAACCUUGAGUAUUAAGACUUUGAGCGGACCAACUAACUUAGAUAUUAAAUGGAAGGAAAUUCAGGACCAGCAAGACUGCGAUUCUCAGAGGAAGAUUAUUUCGGUAGCUAGAUGCUAUCCCAUGAAAAACAGGUUUCCCGACAUAUUGCCUUACGAUCACACCAGAGUGGAAUUGUGCGACAGUAAAGACGAUUACAUUAAUGCCUCGUUUAUUAAGGAUAUUUCGCCGUAUGCGCCUCCGUUCAUCGUGACGCAAAUUCCUCUGGCAUCAACCAUAGGCGAUUUUUGGACAAUGAUUCGAGAACAACAGGUCGAAUUAAUUCUUUGUCUGCAGAAUGAUGCUGAGAUUGGCAGUGAAAUAUAUUGGCCAAAGGAAAAAGGCCAAUCGCUAAACAUAUUGAACAUGGUCAUUACCUUACAAAGUAUCAUUACUAAAACUCACUGGAUAGAAAGACUUAUAUCGGUGAAUUUGCCGGAGAAGAGAGAGUCGCGGGUCGUGUUACAUUUACAAUUUACAUCUUGGCCUGGAAGCCUGUUUCCCACGACAUCAGAUCCUUUCGUGAGUUACAUAUUGGAAGCGAUCAGUAUGUAUCAGCAGCAGAAGUCCAACACGCAUCCCGUCGUGGUGCAUUGUUCGUCAGGUAUCGGAAGGAGCGGUUUGAUAUGUAUAUUGACUGCGGCGAUAUUCGAUGUUACUAACAACGCCAAUUCGAUGCCAGAUUUGACGGCUUUGGCCAUAAAAGUGUCCAAUUACAGGAAGAACGUGCUCAGAGAUCGAGAGCAUUUGAAGUUCGCUUAUGAAUGCUUCCUGGCUUACAUUCGCCAGGUGCUUUCUGAAGAUAAAAUGAGGAAGAAACUAAACGAGUUCGAACCGAAGGAAGAGGUUCAACCAAUUUCGAUCAUUCCCGAAGCAAACAUCGAUCCUUUAAGUACUUUGGAUCCGUUUUGGGCGAGCAAAAAGUAGAUUACUCUUACGAUUAUUUAUAAACAACUUUUUUCCGUUAUAUUAUUGUCAGCUUUUAUAUAUACUUGCUCCUGUAUUAUAUUUUCAUUCUUUGACUAACCACACUAUUUUAAAAUUAAUAUAUUGAACUAAGCAAUAUAAGUAAAUGUAUUAUUUGUAGUUCUUCAAUUGUAAGUAAAUAGCCCGAAAUAAAAAAAAUUACCUACA